CACAGGAAGGUCACACCAUCCCCCACCAUCAUCAGGGUGAAGAUCUGAUGGACAUGACAGUUGAGGGGGAAGUCUCUGCCCAGCAGACUGGCAUGGAUACGUCGGCUGAGUUAUUAGAACACCAUUCUGGUUACUAUUUGAGAGAGUAUAUUCAGCAGUUAUUUGCUUCUGAGGUUAGGGAGGAGCACAGUAGCAUAGAGGGAGGGGGCAAAAGGCAGGGAAAACCAAUUGCUCCUGUAGUGUGUGGCCAAGUUUCCUUCAGUGAUGGGGAGGUGGGGGAUAAUGGUGAAAUCUCUGACCCUACCUGGUUGCCAGAUAUAGUAGAGUUAGGAAGUGAGGGAGAGGCAGAUGAUCAGAGAGGCAGGACAUCAUCCAAGAGCAACUCUCAGAGGAGAGAAGGAAGCGCACACCUCCUUCCACCAGAUGGCAGAACACCACAGGUCCAAGCCACCGUUAUCCCCCGGUCCACUCACUAUACUUCAGCUGUAUGGGCCUUUUUCAACUUCUGCCCUGAUGACCGUACCGCAGUCAUAUGCAGUCUCUGUCAGAAGCGCCUCAAGCGUGGCAAAGGCCGUCAUUUGGGUACCACGUGUAUGAAAAGACAUAUGAGCGCUUGUCACGCAGCUCUGUGGGAACAGCACCUGAUGGAUAGCGGUUGGCAGCAAAAGGGCCGCACUUGUCACCCAUCCAGCUCCUCCCUUUCUACCUCUUCCCCACUAUAUAGGACCCCCCUUCAUCCAUUAUUUCAGCACAGAGCCAGUCGCUUGGUGCAGGCCACGGUUAUCCCUCGAUGCCCUCCCCAGAGCUCAGCUGUGUGGGCCUUUUUCAACACAUGCACUGAAGACCGCACCGUAGUCGUUUGCACUGUCUGCUUAAAGCGUGUCAAGCGUGGCAAUAACGUCAGCCGUUUAGGUACCACCUGCAUGAAGAGACAUAUGGCUUCUUACCACGCAGCUCAGUGGGAGCAGCACCUGAAUUUUUUCGGUAGGCAGCAAGAAGGCCAUACUCUUCCUACAGAGAGGGAUCAACGAUUCGAGAGCUACCAGAGAAAUGACCCUGCCUCUCUGUAUUCCCGGGAUUCCACACAGGAAGGUCACACCAUCCCUCACCAUCAUCAGGUAGGUGAUUAACAAUCAUUCGAGAGCUACCAGAGAGAUGACCCUGCCUCUCUGUAUUCCCGGGAUUCCACACAGGAAGGUCACACCAUCCCCCACCAUCAUCAGGUAGAUGAUUAACAAUCAUUCGAGAGCUACCAGAGAGAUGACCCUGCCUCUCUGUAUUCCCGGGAUUCCACACAGGAAGGUCACACCAUCCCCCACCAUCAUCAGGUAGAUGAUUAACAAUCAUUCGAGAGCUACCAGAGAGAUGACCCUGCCUCUCUGUAUUCCCGGGAUUCCACACAGGAAGGUCACACCAUCCCUCACCAUCAUCAGGUAGAUGAUUAACGAUCAUUGGUAGUUGUGGUCUAUACACAAGCAAUUUUUGUUACAAUGAAUGUCUUCUUAUCUACUCAGAGUGGAAACUUCGGGGAUUAGAAUAUUGCUGCUGAAAAAAUUAAAGUUUAAAGAGGGGAAUGAGGAGUAUGGAGUGAUGACGGAGCUUUUCAGAAUCAUAUGAGGGGGAUCUCUUCAAGGACUUCAUGAUGGAGAGUCAGCUGCCCCUCGCAUCACUGGUUACUUUGGCGAGCCAGUCAGAAGGUGACAAUGGGAUCCUGAGGACGGAGGCACACUCUGCUGGAAAGAAACUUAAGGGAUACACAAAUUAAAGCCGGGGGAAUAGAUGGUGAUAAACGUGUCAGAGGGAAGUCUAGAUCCAGGAUAUGACAGUCCAUGUUGUGUGCAGUUGAUUAGACACGCUUCAGUCCAGCUUGAAGGAAAAGAGACAUGGAUACACGCCGGUCAUUGCAAGAAACUAAUAAAAUUGAAGCUACGCCUAUUUUUUUUUCACAGGUUGUCUCACAUGGGAAAACGACCCCUUUAUUUGAAUGUUGAAACUGUAUGCAGACAGAAGUAACACUGGUAAUUGUUGUACCCCACAAUGUGGGAGCUCGAACGUAAUAAAAAAAUAAAAAAACACCUUCUGGCUGCA
Molecule: messenger RNA, 2088 nt
Organism: Rana temporaria (common frog)
Lineage: Eukaryota; Metazoa; Chordata; Amphibia; Anura; Ranidae
Product: zinc finger BED domain-containing protein 6-like
Exons: 4
Coding region: 48-1130 (360 amino acids)
Molecular function (GO): DNA binding
Source: RefSeq, a predicted model, not a curated record